Molecule: messenger RNA, 2241 nt
Organism: Sclerotinia sclerotiorum 1980 UF-70
Lineage: Eukaryota; Fungi; Ascomycota; Leotiomycetes; Helotiales; Sclerotiniaceae
Exons: 7
Coding region: 1-2241 (746 amino acids)
Biological process (GO): vesicle-mediated transport; vacuole organization; intracellular protein transport
Cellular component (GO): endosome; HOPS complex
Molecular function (GO): protein-macromolecule adaptor activity; protein binding
Source: RefSeq, a predicted model, not a curated record
AUGGCUUUAACUUCUUGGAAAACGUUCGAUUUCUUCGAGGUCAGCCAAGUUAAACCGCCAGAUGAUGAGAGUAAAUCUAUCUUCGAGAACAAUGAAAUUAGCUGCGUAUGCUCCGGUUCUGAGAAUAUCUUCGUUGGAAGUUAUGAUGGCACUGAAGAUUUAUCACACGAACCGGUUCUGAAAGUAUGGGCAUUGGACAAACCUGUGAAGAAGACUGGUUUACCAACAUGUCAAUCGACCUUAAUAUCUGCGUUUACCGCAAUGGAUGAUCUUUCACAAUUGGCCGUUGGAUUUGGGAAUGGAGCAGUGACCGUAAUAAGGGGAGAUUUGAUCCAUGAUAGGGGAGCUAAGCAAAGAACAGUACAUGAAUCCGAAGAACCGAUUACUGGACUCGCAUUUCGCGAAGAAGAGCGACUCAUUAAUUUGUACAUCGCCACAACUUCACGACUUGUGAAGCUUGUGAUAUCAGGAAGAGCUGGUCAAUCAGCUAGACCUGUUGAAGAUUCUGGAUGUGGUAUACAUCGUUAUCAUGAGAAACCAUUACAACAGAGACUUGAGACUCUGUACCAAAGGAAUCUUUACGUUCACGCAAUCAAUUUGGCUCAAAAGGCUGGUAUGGAUUCCAAGCAGCAAAAUAUAAUUUUUCGAAAAUCAGGAGACUUUUUAUAUCAAAAGGGGGACUAUGAUGGUGCCAUGCAACAAUAUCUAAAGGCAAUUGAUAGUACGGAGCCAUCACAGGUUAUUCGAAAAUACCUUGAUACUCAACGUAUCCACAAUUUGAUCGAAUAUCUCGAGGAGCUUCAUGAACAUCACAAAGCAACAGCUGAUCAUACUACUUUAUUGUUGAACUGUUACGCUAAAUUAAAAGAUAUUGAUAAACUGGAGAAGUUCAUCAAAUCUCCAGGCGAUCUUAAAUUUGACCUUGACACCGCUAUUACCAUGUGCAGACAAGGUGGUUACUAUGAACAAGCCGCAUACCUUGCAACCAAGCAUGGUGAACAUGAGCCAAUGAAAGACGUUGUUAUAACAUCAGAAGCACCGGUACAACAUGCUGGAUAUGCUGCUGGUGCCGCAGGUGUUGCCGUCAAUGCUGUUGCGAAUAUGAGAGAUUUAAUCCCACUUCCUUUUAUGAAUACGUCUACUAUCACUUCACCCGCAACAAUAGGCAAUGUUAAUUCUAUACCAGCUGAUGGUCAGGUGCUUGAAGUUGUCGAGCCACCACCACCAGCUUACAGUCCACCACAACCAAGGACUGCCUUUUCUUCUUUCGUGGAUCAUCCUGAGGAAUUCAUUGUAUUCUUAGAGGCAUGUCUUAAAGAUCCGGGUUUGAAGGAACGUGAUAAGAUUGACCUUUACACAACUCUAUUUGAGAUGUACCUGCAUAAAUCAAAUCAAAAGAAUGGACGCAAUCGAGAAGAAUGGGAAAGUAAAGCAAAGAAACUUAUUGAGGGUGAAGAUAUCCCAAUUGACAUUUCGAAUGUACUUUUACUUUCCCAUCUCUCUGAUUUUAAGGAUGGUACCACUCUCGUUCGUGAACAAGCUGGUUUACGUUUCGAUAUUUUUCGAUCAUACACUGCUGCAAAGGACACUGCUGGUGCAAUUAAAGCUUUACGCAAAUAUGGUCCUGAAGAGCCACAAUUAUAUCCAGCAGCUCUAGCAUAUUUUACAUCAGAUCCAAGAAUUCUGGAAGAAGCAGGAGAUGAAUUGGAUGCAGUAUUAGAAAAGAUUGAUACUGAUGGACUCAUGGCUCCACUGCAAGUGAUUCAAACCCUCAGCACUAAUGCAGUAGCUACCAUGGGUAUGAUCAAAACCUACCUUCAACAAACAAUUCAACGCGAACGCAAAGAAAUUGCCACCAAUCGUCGCGUCAUCAAUUCUUAUCGCACAGACACUCAAACUAAACGACAAGAAAUCGCUGAACUCUCCACCAAACCUCAAACCUUUAAUGCAACUCGCUGUUCUUUUUGUGGUAUGCAAUUAGAUCUUCCCACAGUUCAUUUCUUGUGUAAGCAUAGUUUCCAUCAAAGAUGUCUAAAGAAUGAUGAUGAAGGCAACGUGGAAGGAGAUUGUCCAACGUGUAAAAAGGAAAAUGAUACAAUCAAAGCUAUUAGGAGAGGACAGGAUGAGACUGCAGAAAGACACGAUUUGUUUUUGGAUAUGCUGGGGAGGAGUAGGGAUAAAUUUGGGACAGUAGCGGAGUUUUUUGGAAGGGGUGUUAUGGAGGUUCCGGGUGUGGAAUGA